This is a messenger RNA of Entamoeba invadens IP1, 2184 nucleotides long. RefSeq lists its product as hypothetical. Gene Ontology annotation, cellular component: cytoplasm. The record is from RefSeq and is a predicted model, not a curated record. NCBI's taxonomy places the organism in Eukaryota, Evosea, Mastigamoebida, Endamoebidae. Gene Ontology annotation, biological process: regulation of MAPK cascade; intracellular signal transduction; protein phosphorylation. Gene Ontology annotation, molecular function: ATP binding; protein serine/threonine kinase activity. The transcript has a single exon. The coding region runs from base 1 to 2184 and encodes 727 amino acids.
AUGAGUGAACCUCCAAAGCCCGUCACGAUCAAGAUAUCACUGCAAUUAGAUAACAAGACAAAGGAUAUUGAAAAACAAGUAAUGAAGUCGACGAAGAUCUCCGAUAUAUUAGCUCAAAUUCGCGGCGGUCUCAACACAGAGCAAAAAGCGUAUGAAUUUUCGUGCUUCAACGAUGGGAUUAAACUUGUUGAGACGAACACACUUGACUUUUAUGGUAUUGGGGAUAACGACACGAUCGAAGUGAAAGGAUUGAAUAAACCGUUGGCUAUGGCGCGACUUUCACGUGUAGUUCCCCACGAGAAAGAUUAUCAGCAAAUCUACUUGAACUCCGACAAGGUUGGGUUUUUACUCAAAAAGAAAUUAUCGACUGUUUCGGGGUGGAAACGCCGGUGGGUUGUUCUUUGUCGUGGGUUCUUGUUUUACUAUAACAAUCCGAAAGACGAGAUCCCCAUCGGGAAGAUGCAAAUUAAAGAAGAUUGUAUUAAUUUCCUUGGCAGUGAUUCUGAAAAGCAAUUUGUGUUCUCGUACGAGAACAAACCCGCUUUAUAUCACUUUGCUUGUGAAAGUGAAGAAGAGUAUUUGUCGUGGAAAAAGUGUUUAGUCGAGCAUGAACCCUGUGUAGUCUCUACAGUAGCGAUGAAAAUGAUCCAAGAAUCCACCGACUUCUCUGUUGUACUUGUGAAUAAGAAAACAAAGGCUUGGUUAAUGAUGAACUCGGGGACUGUCUUUUGCUUCGACUCUCCCGCGGAGAGUGAAAGCUUGUUUGAAUUUUAUAUCCACGAGUCCAAAGUGUUAACCAUAGCGGCGGAGAAAGAGUUCACUUUUGUUCAUUUGAAUAAUCAGCGAUCAGUCAAAUUUUCAACACUCAAGGAAUAUGAGAAGUGGAAGAAGAUGUUGAGCGAUAUGAUCAAGAUGAUGGGGAGAGAGAUGUACACCGACUCGUUCAUUACGGACGAGUACAAAGAUCGUAAAAACAUCGUCAAAGAGGGGUUUCUUCUGAAAGAGAAGUUGAAGAAGAUGCAAACAAGAAAGAAGCGAUGGUGUGUUUUAACGCGAAACAAGUUGUUUUACUUCGACCAGAAGCCUGAUGGGAAAGACAAGAAUGUGCCAUUUGGGUGCUUCGAUUUGUUGUUAGCACGAGUUGAAUUGACGAAAGGACCGAAGGGCGAUGAGUACUUGGAGAUCAGGACAAGUGAAGGAGAGUAUCAAUUCACGUCACAAGACCCUAAAGAACUCGAGACUUGGGCAGACUUAAUUCAAAGAGAGUGCACUGGUGCGCCUACAAAUGUCCAACACUUGCAACAUGUCACCUUUGACUUGGAGUGGGACACAUCGGGGAGUGAUCCAAACGAAAUUUUCUGUUUAAAAGAAGUGUUGGGAACCGGCAGUUUUGGUACGGUGUAUCGAGCCGUCCACCGACAGUCCAACUUUGAAAUGGCGAUUAAGAUAUUGACAGUAGAGAAGCAGCAGACGGACGCAUUAAAGAGUGAAAUAGAUAUUUUGAAAAAGUGCCGAUCAUCGAAUGUUGUGAGUUACUAUGGGACGAUCAAAAUUGACGAAAAGACUCUCUGGAUUUUAAUGGAUUUGUGUGCGGUAGGGAGUGUGAAGGAUUUGAUGAAGAAGACGAUGGAGAAUUUAAAUGAGGAUCAAAUGCGGUAUGUCUUGAAUGAAACACUGAAAGGGUUGGUCUAUUUGCAUAGUAUUAAAAUCAUCCACCACGAUAUUAAAGCGGGUAAUAUCUUGUUGUCUUUGGAUGGAAAAGUCAAAUUGGCUGAUUUUGGUGUGUCACAACAAUACAAAGAUAACGAGGACAAGAAGGCAGACGACUUCAUUGGAAGCCCUUUAUUCAUGUCACCUGAAGUGAUUAAAAAAUCAUUCUACGAUAAUAAGACGGACAUUUGGUCACUUGGAAUUACUGUCAUUGAAAUGGCUGAAGGUAAUCCACCUAACCGACAAGUCGCUUCUUUCGACCAAUUGUUGCAAUGUAUUGAACAAAAAAUACCGGGAUUUAAAAACCCUAAAAUGUGGAGCUCACAACUUGUCGACUUUGUGGGGAAGUGUUUGACAUUCGACUACACACAACGGCCAGACGCAGUCACUCUCUUGUGGCAUCCAUUUAUCACAUCCCCUGCGACUCCUGUCGCACAACCACUUAUCGACUUAAUCAAUACGUCGAAGAAAUAA